AUGACUCACCUUCUAAGAGCCAUUGAGGAUUUGGGAAUGAGACAAAUGGAGGGACAAGAGCAAAUACUUCACAUUCAGUCCAACUGGAUGAGACAACAAGAAGAGUGGCAGAAACAACACAUGGAGCAGCAACAGGAGCAAUACUCCCAACUCACUCAAGCCAUCCACCAAGUUACUGAGAGGAAAGAGCGUCAAGAUAAACGCCUUCAAGAACUCAACCAGCGGCAACUAGCUCAAAUGAAAUCAUUCAAUGAGUUCAAUAUGCUGAAUGAAGGAAGGCAGUUACAUAGGGAGGAGUUCAACGUAAACACUCAGGCCAGGUUAAACUACAUGUCCAGCAAUAUGCAUCAUCUACAUUAUGCCAUUCCCACAUUUGAUGAGGUCCAAAAAGAGUUUGUUGAACAAGAAGAAAGGAAGGUGAAACAGUAG
Arachis duranensis is the source of this 429-nucleotide messenger RNA. RefSeq lists its product as uncharacterized. Lineage: Eukaryota; Viridiplantae; Streptophyta; Magnoliopsida; Fabales; Fabaceae. Bases 1 to 429 code for a protein of 142 amino acids. The transcript has a single exon. The record is from RefSeq and is a predicted model, not a curated record.